UAUGACGUGCCGAGGCCCCAGUCCCCAGUCCCCCCUAGCCACAAGCAACAAAACGCUCAAAGACUUGGCCUUGGGGUUUGUUGCCGCUGCCGUGAGCCUCGCAAGCCUAACGCCUUUGGGAACUCCAGGGCUUGUUUCUAUGUAUGUGUGAAUACAUGUACGCCUCUCUUUCAUUCGCCCUCUAUGCCAGAACCCCAUCCGGUCCACAGUGCUGUUCAAUUGCCACCAAAUCCAGAUCUGGUCAACAAAAAAAAGAUUUCAAAAAUCUGGGCAGGGAUUGUAGCGAACACGUCGAGGGUCCAGAGCCCAAGCCUAAUAAAGCUGCGGAACAGAGCCGCUGCGCCGUAA
Bipolaris zeicola 26-R-13 is the source of this 348-nucleotide messenger RNA. RefSeq lists its product as uncharacterized. Lineage: Eukaryota; Fungi; Ascomycota; Dothideomycetes; Pleosporales; Pleosporaceae. The record is from RefSeq and is a predicted model, not a curated record. The annotation marks the transcript as partial. The transcript has a single exon.